AUGAAACUCGACGCCAAGGCUCUUCGCUAUCUCACUUCUGAGGACUUCAGAGUGCUUCAAGGGGUGGAAGCCGGAAGUCGUAACCACGAAGUCGUUCCCACUCCCCUCAUUUCUCAGCUGUCGGGCCUCCGCGGAGGCAGUGGCGUGCAUCGGUCUAUCUCGAAUCUGGCCAAGACGAAUCUGAUCGCAAAAGUUAAGAAUGCGAAAUACGAUGGCUAUCGACUCACAUACGGCGGUCUCGAUUAUUUGGCGCUGAAUGCGCACCAGAAGCAAAAAGUCGUUUACUCGGUUGGCAACCAGAUUGGUGUGGGCAAGGAAUCAGAUAUCGUCGUGGUCGCACACAGCAGCGGGUCUCAGCGCAUCCUUAAAAUCCAUCGUCUGGGCCGUAUUUCCUUCCGAACUGUCAAGACCAACCGCGAUUACCUCCGCCACCGAAGCUCGGCAUCCUGGAUGUACAUGUCUCGAUUAGCAGCCAUGAAGGAAUUCGCGUUCAUGAAGGCACUCCGGGAAAACGGAUUCUCGGUCCCCGAACCCAUUGCUCAGAAUAGGCACACCAUUAUCAUGGAGCUGAUCGACGCUUUCCCGCUCCGUCAGAUUUCUAAGGUUGCCCAUCCCGAAGCUCUAUACUCGGAGUUGAUGGAGAUUAUUCUGGAACUAGCGCGGUUCGGUCUUAUCCAUGGUGACUUCAACGAAUUCAACAUCUUGAUCAAGGAGAUCGUGGAUCCCAGUGGGAAGGGAAAGGGAAAGGCUUCCGCAAAUGCGGACGAUGAAGAUUCCGAUGAGAACGUCCGGCUGGAACCGGUGAUUAUUGAUUUCCCGCAGAUGGUUUCUAUUGAUCAUGUCAAUGCCGAGAUGUACUUUGAUCGGGAUGUCAACUGUAUCAAGCGAUACUUCCAAAGAAAGUUCCAUUUCGUCAGUGACAACCCUGGUCCGUUCUUUGCCGAUGCCAAGAAGAACUUUCUGAGGAACCCUGGCAAGAGACUGGACGUUGAGGUCGAGGCAUCUGGCUUCUCCAGGAAGAUGGCCCGCGAGCUGGAGACUUAUAUGAAGGAGGUUGGUGCCGAUGGUGAUGCCGGCGCUGCCCGUGAUGACCUCGAUGAGGAUGAGGAUGAUGAUGAAGAGGAGAGCUCGGGAGAGGAGGAGGAGGAAGAUGAUGAUGAACAACCUGGACAGAGCAGCACGGAGGUGGAUGAGAGCUCUCAGCGGCUAGAGAAGCUGCAGGUCUCCGAGUCAUCAGGGCAAUGA
This is a messenger RNA of Penicillium brasilianum, 1245 nucleotides long. The record is from the annotation of a GenBank genome assembly. NCBI's taxonomy places the organism in Eukaryota, Fungi, Ascomycota, Eurotiomycetes, Eurotiales, Aspergillaceae.